GGCCCGCCAUUUUAGUUUCGUAAUUUGAUUGAUUUGUUGGCUUGCCGUUGCUACCGAAAGCUUUACAAUUUAGUAAAAUAAGAACCAAUAAAUUAGUCUUAUAAUUUAGUUUUGUGUCGGUUAACCGAGAUUAAAUGAUUAACUUAGAUUUAUAAACACUGAGUACGGAAUUGGCCAAAUCGUCGAUUCAAUAUGUCAGCACACGAGCAAAUGAGGGCAAUGUUGGACCAAUUGAUGGGCACAGCUCGCAAUGGUGAAACAGAUAGACAUGGUGUCAAAUUUUAUGACGAUGCAGUGUGCAAAUCGUUUUUAUUACAAUGUUGUCCUCAUGAGAUCUUGUCAUCCACGCGAAUGGACCUAGGUGAGUGUCCAAAAAUACAUGAUUUGGCUCUUCGUGCAGAUUAUGAAUUAGCAUCAAAAACCAAAGACUAUUUCUAUGAUAUUGAUGCAACAGAACAUUUAGAGGCCUUUAUAGCCGACUGCGAUCGUCGCACCACCGCGGCCAAGCAACGUCUAGCAGAAACACAGGAAGAACUGUCCGCCGAAGUAACAGAAAAAGCAAAUGCCGUUCAUGAAUUAGCUGAACAGAUUGGUCAGAAACUGGCUCGGGCUGAAGCGCUAGGCGAGGAGGGUAUGGUAGAAGAAAGUGUCAAACUCAUGGGAGAGAUCGAUGAACUGCGCAAGAAGAAAGCAGUUGCUGAGCAGGAAUAUCGCAAUUCUAUGCCAGCUUCCUCAUACCAACAACAGAAAUUACGUGUCUGUGAAGUGUGUUCCGCAUAUCUGGGUAUACAUGAUAAUGAUAGACGGCUAGCAGAUCAUUUUGGAGGGAAACUUCAUCUUGGAUUUAUUACGAUUCGGGAGAAAUUAGCUGACCUCAAGAAAACAGUAGAUAAACGUCGAGAGGAACGCGGUGCUUCUGAGCGCGAGCGCAGCGGGGGUCGUCGUCACUACGUCGGCGGGCGUGAGCUCGACCGGCGCGCGAGGCGACACCGCGAGUCCGCGCGCGACCGAGACCGCAACAAGGAGACCGACCGCGACCGUGACCGAGAACGGAAGGAUAGGGACCGCGAUCGUGAACGCGAACGCGAAAGGAGGCGCAGUCGGUCUCGCAGUAGGAGUAAACGCGAGGAGUCUCGCGAGCGGUCCCGCGGUCGUGACCGAGACCGCGAACGGGAACGUGAGUCCCGACGUAGUCGCUCCCAUCGCUCCUCGUCCAAAGAACGUAGGCGAGAAUAACCAACAGCAUAUUUAAUUGUAAUAAUUUAUAAUAGUCCACUUUCUCUCUCAAACUUACUGCGUGAAGUUUCAAAUAUACAAUUAAUUCUAAAACAACCAUACCCUUUAAAAAUCAUAGCCAUAAUUGUGAGAAAUCUGCUUCUAUGGUUUGGUUCUACUGAUUGCAUUAUUAUUUUAAUGCAAUGCUUGGAGGAUUCUAUAACUACCCGGGUCUUCCCGAAGCAUGCACGUGAGUGUAAACCAAGAAAUAAAUAUUUUUAAUGGGUUUUAGAGUAAUAAAAUUGUUUUAUGACAACUGAUACUAUAGUGUAUACAAUAGUGAGCUCGAAGUUUUCUUUCAUCACUUAUUUUCCUCACUAUUUUAAGAAAAUUAGUUUCCUGAGGAUGUAUACAGAUUUUUGUUGUUAAAAGAAACUUUAUUUCGCUUACUGCUCAUGAAACUACUUUGUUACAUCACGCCUGAAGUCUAAAACGAUUAGAAUCGUACCUUGACUAUGCUUUUUUGACUGACAAUAUUUUAUUAAAUACUGUAAUUUAAUACCAGUCUAUGUGUAUAUCCGUAUUUUCUGAACGAUCCUGCACAAGAAUUUAGGAAAAUGAUCUUAAAGCUAUAAAUACUACAGCAUGUAUAUAGUAUGGAACUGAAACAAUGGAUCGUUUAGGCACUAGCAUAGGUGAUAUUAAAAAGUUAUAUUUUAGUUCUAGAAUGUCUUUGUAAGACUUGUUAGCUGUAACGUAUUAUUAUUUGAAAUAUAAGUAUAUUUCAAGUCGGUAUAGGUACCUAGUUCAUUUGCGCUAGAUUUUAAAUGGGAUGAAGUUACUUCAGAUAUUGUUGAAGCGAUAUUAAUAUGUCAGAAACAAGUCAAAAACAUUACAACAUUUUUUUAUGAAAGCAUGAUAUAAAAUGUAGAUUAGUGCUUUUCGUUUGUUAAAAUUAAAAUCAUAAUAACAUAGA
Molecule: messenger RNA, 2191 nt
Organism: Trichoplusia ni (cabbage looper)
Lineage: Eukaryota; Metazoa; Arthropoda; Insecta; Lepidoptera; Noctuidae
Product: putative RNA-binding protein Luc7-like 2
Exons: 7
Coding region: 193-1236 (347 amino acids)
Biological process (GO): mRNA splice site recognition
Cellular component (GO): U1 snRNP; U2-type prespliceosome
Molecular function (GO): mRNA binding
Source: RefSeq, a predicted model, not a curated record